UCACUGAAGGGGUGAUACGUGGUGUCUGGUCAUUUGAUUUUUAUUUUUAUGCCUUUAUUUCAAUAGACUGGUGACUGCAAGGUUGACAGACGAGCAGACUGACUGUCGUCGUGGAUUGUGAGUAUCAGAUGGUGACAUUCGGGACUUGAGCGCGCAUGGCACCUGUGGACGUAACAAGCACCCCCUGAUGUUUGGACUCAAAUCUUUUGCAAAAAAAGAAUUCUCCACAAGAUUUAGUUGAUAAUCGUUGCUGAUUCGGUCAAACACCCUGCAGUUAAGGCGAGAAGCGUAACAUGUUGCUGAGUGUUUCGUUCCUGGUGGUUUUACUGCUGAGCAUAACCGGCUGCGGCUCGUCGUACGUGCCGUGCGAACCCUGCGAUCGGAAGGCCAUGUCCAUGUGUCCGCCGGUGCCAGUGGGCUGCCAGCUGGUGAAGGAGCCCGGCUGUGGCUGCUGCCUGACGUGCGCACUCGAUGAAGGCCAUGCGUGCGGUGUGUACACCGGGCCGUGCACACGCGGGCUCCGCUGCCUUCCCAAGAACGGCGAGCCGCUGCACGCGCUCCUGCACGGUAGGGGGGUAUGCAGGAACGAGAAGUUGUAUAAACUACUGCAUCCGCCUAGAGGUGCAAACCACGAUGACACCCUGCUUCCCAUCCCCGAGCUGCCCCAAACUAAGAUGCCCUUAUUAGGAAGCGACCACAUCAGCAGUCGGAAAGCUCAGGCUAUGAAACAGGCCCUAGACCGUAAGAGACAGCUGGCCAGGCUGGGAGCUGCCAGCAUCCGGGACUUCUCACAGCAAAGCCUGCAUAAACUAGAUCUUGAGUUUGGGCCAUGCAGAAGAAGACUGGAUAAUCUCAUUCAAAGCAUGAAGGACACUUCUCGGGUCUUGGCGCUCUCUCUGUACCUCCCCAACUGUGACAAGAAGGGCUUCUUCAAGCGCAAACAGUGUAAGCCAUCUCGUGGUCGAAAAAGGGGGAUCUGUUGGUGUGUUGACAGGUUUGGCAUGAAAAUCCCUGGCAUUAGCUACGCUGGAGGAGACCUGCAGUGCAAAGAUCUUGACAACAGCAGUAACAGCAAAGAAUGAGAGUUGAAAUGGUGGCGGUACUCGCUGAGCCCUGUGCUUCUUAAAGCCUGCCAAUCAAGAUAGCACACUUAAUGACUGCCAAUAAGGAAACUAGGGCAUAAAUGCUUAUAUAUACAGUAUGAUCAAGUGUGGUGGACUGCAUUAUAGAUUUUUUUGUUUUGGUUUAUGUUUGUCUUUUGUCAAACGGGGAGUCCAACUGAAAAUCCUGUAAGUGUAAGUCUUAACUCUGGCUCCCCACUGACUGUGUGCUAUGUCUGAGGUUAGCUCAUAUAUAUA
This is a messenger RNA of Monopterus albus (swamp eel), 1358 nucleotides long. RefSeq names its product insulin-like growth factor binding protein 5a (gene igfbp5a). NCBI's taxonomy places the organism in Eukaryota, Metazoa, Chordata, Actinopteri, Synbranchiformes, Synbranchidae. The transcript is spliced from 4 exons. Gene Ontology annotation, biological process: regulation of insulin-like growth factor receptor signaling pathway. The record is from RefSeq and is a predicted model, not a curated record. The coding region runs from base 294 to 1082 and encodes 262 amino acids. Gene Ontology annotation, cellular component: extracellular region. Gene Ontology annotation, molecular function: insulin-like growth factor II binding; insulin-like growth factor I binding; fibronectin binding.